AUGAGUAGUACGAAAGUAUAGCCUUUAAGCAAUACGAAUAUACCAGACGAUGAUCAGAAAUAGCAUCAUGAUGCUAAAGAUUCGCAUAAGCUUGACUUGCCAAAGGAUGAGCUGAUGAAUGGGCCAGUUAUGAAUAGAUCAUGCACUGAUGUUAUCUGCUGUCUUCUUUUCUUAGCCUUUUGCGUCGGAAUGGCUGGAACUGCUGCAUAUGGAUUCAUUAAUGGCGAUCCAAUGUUACUUCUAACUGGCUGGGACUAUGACAAAAACGGUUGUGGUUAUAAUACUACCACUAAGGAUUAUCCAUAUCUGUACUGGCCCGCUCCAGAUGCAUCAGCUAUCUCUAGUAAUUACUACGAGGCAUUCAGAUAUUCUAUGUGUGUCAAAGAAUGUCCAACCAAGAAUUCUUCGUAAGCAGUACUUUGCAAAGAACCAAAAUUCUUCCAAGAAAAAAGUCUUUAGUUCUCAUCAUGCUAAUACUAUCCAUCAGCUUACUCGAGUAAUGGAGUCGUAUAUAAGGGUGACCCAUUGAGAUAUGGAACUUAGAAAAGUAAACUCAUUACAUUUAUUUUCAACAUUAAUAUAGUCCUAAACAAGUACUGCAUUCCAGAUACUGAAGCAAUGAAGGAUACUGCUAUCAAGACAUUCAAAGAGAGAUUCUAUGAUACAUAUAAUAUCGAUAAAUUUACAGAUUAUGUGAUGGAUUUAGUUAAUUGCUGGCAAGUUAUGUUAAUUUGUGUUGGAGCUGCAUUUAUCAUAGGAAUGCUUUACUUAGUUAUAUUAAGAUGCUGUGCUGGAGUGAUAGUUUGGACAACAAUAUUUGGUAUUUUAGCAGUUUUAGGUGGAGGCGGAUAUUGGGCCUACAGAACAAAAGAUGACUAUGACACUUCUGAUGGUAACUACAAAUAUUUGUAAUAUGGUGCAUACGCUCUUUGGGGUAUUGCUGGUGCCUUCCUACUCUUGAUUUUCUGCUGUUGUGGAAGAAUUAGAUUAGCAGUUGCAAUUAUGAAGGUUACAGGUCAAUUCAUUUAUAACACUCCAACUGUACUUCUGAUUCCAAUUAUUUUCUUGAUAAUUUGCGCUGCUUGGGUUGCAGCAUGGGUUUUCACUGCAGUAUAUAUUUUCUCAGUUGGUGACAUCUAACCAAGAGAAGCACCAUUGACAUUUGUAACUACUGUUAAAUGGGGUAAAGAAACUAGAUAUAUAUUCCUAUAUCAUUUGUUUGGAGGUCUCUGGGUCAAUGCUUUCAUUAUUGGUUGCUCAUAAUUUAUUAUAGCAGCAGCUUGCUGUGUUUGGUAUUUCUCUUUCACAAGUGAUACUGCAGGAAAAGGUUCUCUAUGCACAGGUAUUAAGUGGAUCUUUAGAUAUCACUUUGGUUCAAUUGCCUUUGGAAGUUUCAUCAUAGCCCUAGUUUAGUUCAUCAGAAUAAUCUUCGAAUACUACAGAAAGAAGCUCUAGGCUGCCAACAAGGACAACCCAGUUGUGAAGUUCCUCUUAUGUUGCACCGGAUAUUGUCUAAGUUGCCUUGAGCGAUGUGUUAAGUUUAUUACAAAGAACGCUUACAUUUAAGUUGCUUUAACCAGCAAAAACUUCUGUAGAUCUGCUUGGAACGGAUUCUUGUUGGUAGUAAGAAAUGCCUUGAGAUUUGGAUUUGUUCAUUCUCUUGGUGGAAUUUUCAUGUUCCUUGGUCGUUUGUUUAUUAUUUGCUGCACAGUUUUAUGUUGCUACGUAAUGUUGAUGCAAUGGCCUUACUUCCACGAGAGAAUUUCAUCGCCUUAUUUCCCUUGCAUCGUUGCUGGUAUUAUCGGUUUCCUUAUUGGAGCUAUAUUCAUGAGUGUAUUCUCAUUUGCCUCUGACACAGUGUUAUAAUGCUUCUUCUUGGAUGAAGAAUUAGGUGACGAUGGCAAAGGCAGACCUCCUGGAAACAGACCACCUCUUAUGAAUGACUUUAUUGAAAGAGCUAAAGGAGGAAAGAGGUGUUGCUGCUGUUGA
This is a messenger RNA of Stylonychia lemnae, 1989 nucleotides long. Lineage: Eukaryota; Ciliophora; Spirotrichea; Sporadotrichida; Oxytrichidae. The record is from the annotation of a GenBank genome assembly.